AAUAAAUAGUCUGGUGGAGCAACAUUGGGUUUGUUAAAAACCUCCAAUCGUCGCUCAACGGAAACAUAAAGCCAUCCUUGAGCGCUGAUUAGUGUCAGAGACUCAGAGUCGUAGCUGUCGAGGCCCGAUAAAGCUUCCCCGUCUAGUUUUCAAUGGCUACUAUACCCGUUAACCCUAAGCCUUUUCUGAACAACUUGACUGGCAAGACUGUAAUUGUGAAACUGAAGUGGGGAAUGGAAUACAAAGGUUUUCUUGCUUCCGUGGAUUCGUACAUGAAUUUACAGUUAGGCAAUGCUGAAGAAUAUGUUGAUGGGGAAUUGACAGGGAACCUAGGAGAGAUUUUGAUCAGAUGCAACAAUGUUCUUUAUCUUCGUGGUGUUCCAGAAGAUGAGGAGAUUGAAGAUGCUGACCGCGACUAAAGAACUCGACUUUCGCUACUGUUCAGUGGCAUUUGAUUAUUACGCUUGCUCUUUGUUGCUAGUUUUUUGGACUUGUAUUGUACUUUAGUGGAGCGGUAUGCCAUGAGACUUGGCUUAUAGUGUCCCAUGUCAUCUAUUGAGCAAACCUGAGUUAAAACAAAUCUUUUCCAUUGCAAAUCUCAUAUGAUUUUGCUUCUAAA
Messenger RNA from Tripterygium wilfordii, 619 nucleotides. Its product is annotated as probable small nuclear ribonucleoprotein F. The record is from RefSeq and is a predicted model, not a curated record. Gene Ontology annotation, biological process: spliceosomal snRNP assembly; mRNA splicing, via spliceosome. NCBI's taxonomy places the organism in Eukaryota, Viridiplantae, Streptophyta, Magnoliopsida, Celastrales, Celastraceae. Bases 153 to 419 code for a protein of 88 amino acids. The transcript has 5 exons. Gene Ontology annotation, cellular component: U1 snRNP; catalytic step 2 spliceosome. Gene Ontology annotation, molecular function: RNA binding.